Molecule: messenger RNA, 2033 nt
Organism: Phragmites australis (common reed)
Lineage: Eukaryota; Viridiplantae; Streptophyta; Magnoliopsida; Poales; Poaceae
Product: probable 3-deoxy-D-manno-octulosonic acid transferase, mitochondrial
Exons: 12
Coding region: 52-1530 (492 amino acids)
Biological process (GO): lipid A biosynthetic process
Cellular component (GO): plasma membrane
Molecular function (GO): transferase activity
Source: RefSeq, a predicted model, not a curated record
CGUAACCCAAGAAGAUUGACGGAAGACAUAAAAAGCGCAACCGCACAUCGAAUGCAUGCUUCCCGUGUCAGUCCGAGACUCCGACCUGAUCCCGAAGACCCGAACCCACCGGCCAGGCCUCUCGCUCGCACUCCGCCGCCAAAAGCUUCGUUCGAUCGAGCAGCCUCGAUGCGGCCGGCCCGUACUCCGGCACCAGCGGGGCGCGGGGGACGGGCGCUCUACGAGCUGUACAGGGCGGCGAGCCGAGCGGCGGCUCCAGCGGUGCUUUUGUUUCGGCGGCUGCGCGGCCUGGAGCACCCGUCGCGGUGGCCGGAGCGGCUGGGCCGGCCGUCGGCGGCGCGGCCCCGGCCAGGCUCUCCGCUCGUGUGGUUCCACGCCGUGUCCCUCGGGGAGGGAAUGUCCGCGCUCCCCGUCGUCCGCCACUGCGCCCGCCUCCAUCCCGGCCUCCCCGUGCUCUUCACCACCACCACUCUCUCCUCCUUUGAAGUCAUCAAAAACUUGCUCCCCGAUGGUGUCAUAUAUCAGUUUGCUCCUCUCGACUGUCCUGAUGCUAUAGAAAGUUUUAUUGGAUACUGGAAGCCAAGUUUGAUACUUCUUAUGGAAAGUGAACUCUGGCCAAACCUUAUUUUGUCUGCAGCAGAGAGAGGGAUUGCAGUGGUUCUUUUAAAUGCACGCAUGUCAUUGAAGUCUUUCAAUCAUUGGUCCUUGCCUCUAGGGUUGCCGUUAGUCUCUCUGAUGCUCUCUAAACUAUCACUUAUUGUCCCAUUGAGUACUACUCAGGCUAUUCGUUAUCAGUUGCUACAUACACCACCAGGGAUCAUCCACUUUGCCGGCGAUUUAAAAUAUGCUGUUGGUGAUGUUGAUGCUGGGGACAAUGAGGUAAAUACAAUAAAAGAUCUUCAGAAGCAGUUCAGAAAUAGGCUCCUCUGGAUGGCAGCUUCUAUUCACAGAGGCGAAGAAGAAGUCAUUCUCCGGGUUCAUGAUGAGUUAAUCAAGUUGUAUCCCACCCUCCUCCUAAUUCUUGUGCCAAGACAUCCUCAAGAUAGCAAUAAUUUUUCCUUAGCACUGAAGAAACGGAAGGUCAAUUUUGUGCUAAGGUCAACAAGGGAAGUGGUGUCUUCAAACACUAGGAUAUACAUGGUUGAUACAUUAGGGGAAUUAAGAAUGCUCUACAGAGUCACCCCAUUAGCAGUUAUUGGCGGUUCAUUUUUGCCUGGCUUAGCUGGCCAUAAUAUUUCUGAGGCUGCUGCGGCUGGUUGUGCGGUAAUGACUGGUCCUCAUGUUGGACACUUCAACCAUAUGCUGGUCGAAAUGUGCCAAAUAAAUCCUUUAGCUGUCAAGCAGGUGACCGGAGAAUUCGAACUUCGACAGACGCUAACAAAACUUCUUUGUGAUUCCAAAGAUCUGGGAGCACGUCAAAGAGCUGCAAAAGAUGCAUUUUCCAUUAUGUCGGAUGGAGUUGUGAACCGUGUAUGGAAUUUAGUUUGUAGGUUCACUAUUGACUUCCAAACAGGCAUAUGGAAUAGUUGAUUGAGCUCUUCUUGUAGUAUCCGCGGGUCUGCGUGAGUCAAGGUGUCCAAAUGGGUCGGCAUGAGGCAUGGCAUUUUGGCCCAGCCCAAGCACGACAUGGUGGGGAACGGGCCGGGUCAGCAUGGCACGGUGGGUGGGUUGUGCCUGGGUUGGAGGUGCGGCGUGCUGGUCCACACGGUCCGAUUAAAUUUUUUAUUUUUUAAGAAUAUAUAUAAUUUAUUUAGAGGUAACAUCACAUAUAAAUUGUGAUGUAGUGAUAGUGCACUUUACUCCCGAGCACAAGGUCGCGGAUUCGAUUAUGAAUGUCACCUAUUUUUGACGUGGUAAUAGGCUAACAGGUCAAGAAAAUUUAUCGAGCCUACCAUGUCAUGGGCUGGUAUGGCACGGCCCGAUCAUAAGUGGAUUGUGUCUAGGCCUAAAGUUUGGUAUGCGGGUUGGCAUGGUAUGGCCUGCUUGUCUAACGGACCUAAACAGGUCGUGCCUAGCUGGGUCUGGGUCAUGCC